UCUGUCCAGCGUUCAUUCACUAUGAUGCGCGCCUAGUUGAAGGAGCCUCUCCACACUGCAUGCCUAAAACUUUCUAAUGAAACCCCCAAACACUUUUUGACAAACAUUAUUUUUUCCUCUAAGCUUUAAGAGGGUUUUCGACAAAUAAAUCCGCGUUUUUAUUGAAAGGAAAACUUAAGAAUAUGGAGCCCAGUUCCACAGAGGGAGGAGCUGAAGAGAAGCUCCUUAAAAAUCAUCCACCAAGUCCUCCUCACAAAGUGAUACUGAAACAUGGCCAAGAGCUGGAGGAAGAGCAGGAGGAGUUGGCCGAGCAUCAACCUCUAGAGCAGGAAGACCUCAACUUUGAGAGAUGGAAGCGCAGGCCGAUCCCCAAGAGGACGCUCCACCAGAAGAUAGACGACCUGAAGAAAUACCUGUGGAAUGCAGAGACCAACGAAUUCAUGGGCCGCUCUGGGAAGAGCUGGAGCCUCAUCCUCCUCUUCUACUCUGCACUUUAUCUGUUUCUUGCAGCCAUGUUUGGCGGCUGUAUGUUUUGCCUCAUGUGGUCUAUUAGUCCCUACCACCCCACCUACAAUGAUAGAGUGAUGCCACCAGGUAUGACGAUGGCCCCGCACCUAGAAGGCCAUGAGAUUGCUUUUAAUGCAUCUGAUCGCAAAUCCUGGAAGAAGUAUGUCAGGUCUAUGGAGGAAUAUCUAAGACCGUACAACGAUGGUGCACAGGAGAGGAAGAAUAUUCUCUGCGCACAGGACACAUACUUCAUGCAGGACCACCUGGAGGAGAGCGAAGAACGGAAAGCGUGCCAGUUUAAGCGGUCCUGGUUGGGGCAGUGUUCAGGGCUGCAGGACAGUCACUUUGGCUAUUCUCAGGGAAGGCCAUGCAUCCUCCUUCGAAUGAAUCGGAUUCUUGGUUACUUACCUGGUGAGGGCAAACCAAUUAAUGUGACUUGUGAAGUUAAGAAAGGACCACCAGAAGCGUUGGGAGAACUCCAAUUUUUCCCUAAAAGCCUUUUUGACAUGAAGUACUAUCCGUACUAUGGGAAGCUCAGACAUGUCAAUUACUCUGCACCGGUGGUGGCUGUACGUUUUGCAGGAGUGCAGUACGACACUCACCUCCAAAUACAAUGCAAACUGAAUGGAAAGGGCAUCAUUCAUGAUUCAGUCACUGACCGCUACCUGGGCAGUGUGACCUUCUCCUUGGAUGUCGGAGCGUAACGCAAAUGUGUUGCUGUCAGCAGGAUGUCCCCGUGAACAUGAGGCAGGAAAAUCUGUACAAGAAUUAUGUUGAACCAUUAUUUUACAUGAAAUAUGUACUUUCCCUCUCUUCAUCUUUCACUUAAAUAUCCAUGUCUCCUGCUGUGAAACAAAAUCCUCAAGAAGUAGAUAUUUACUUGGUGUUGUAUCUUUGUACCUUGAGUGUGCUACUGGCACCUGCACUCACAACAAACAGUGCUGAGCACAGGACGAGCGCGUAGAGUGAGUUACAGUUCACUUCCUGAUAUUUUGUAAUGAUUAGCAAGAUUAAUCAAACUAAAUUACACACUGCCCAAUAGUUAGCAUUUCUGGCUAUGCAAAUCCAAUUAUGACGUAAAACAUUAAUAGGGAAUUAGAAAUCUUAUGUUGUCAGGUUAGAUUAUGGUUUUGUUUGCACAUUUUGUGUGUGACAAAGUGUACUAAUUUGUUUUGCAUUAUAUUUUUCACUGUAUAUUGUAAGAAUUCAAAGAACUAUCAUGCAAACACUGAAAGCAGGACUUGUACUGUACUUACACAGUAAAAAGACAUAAUAAAUGCAAAUACAUAAUUACUAUAUUUUUGUUGAGUAGAGCAGCAUUAUACAUUUAUGAUAAAGUAUCACAAACCACUUUUUCUUUUGUAAAAACAUUCGCUUUUGAAAAUGAAAUACUACAUAAGACUGAUCAAUAAAGAGACAUACUGUGCUGUGAAAUAGUUUGUGAAAAGUCUGUACCAUUUAAAAAAAAAACUAUUACUAUCCUAUAACUAUUUUGUGAUAGUAUUAAUCCUGUCUGAAAUGUGCUACUAAACUUGGCAUCAAUGUUGUAUUUAUUCCUAUUAUAGUUCUUAUAAUAAAUACAAUGUUCUGGUA
Mugil cephalus (flathead mullet) is the source of this 2100-nucleotide messenger RNA. It is a transcript of the gene atp1b4, whose product is annotated as ATPase Na+/K+ transporting subunit beta 4. The transcript has 9 exons. Lineage: Eukaryota; Metazoa; Chordata; Actinopteri; Mugiliformes; Mugilidae. Gene Ontology annotation, biological process: regulation of DNA-templated transcription; potassium ion transport; sodium ion transport. The record is from RefSeq and is a predicted model, not a curated record. Gene Ontology annotation, cellular component: nuclear inner membrane; sodium:potassium-exchanging ATPase complex. Bases 183 to 1211 code for a protein of 342 amino acids.